Messenger RNA from Rhinocladiella mackenziei CBS 650.93, 1503 nucleotides. RefSeq lists its product as uncharacterized. NCBI's taxonomy places the organism in Eukaryota, Fungi, Ascomycota, Eurotiomycetes, Chaetothyriales, Herpotrichiellaceae. The coding region runs from base 1 to 1503 and encodes 500 amino acids. The transcript has 4 exons. The record is from RefSeq and is a predicted model, not a curated record.
AUGACCGCGGACGUUGGCUCGUGCCUACCAGGCAAGGAGCCAAGUGCCUCAAGAGACUCGACUCGUCGAGCACGAAAGCGGGAAACAGACCGGCGUGCGCAACGGGGACAUCGUCAGCGGCAAAAGGCCUAUGUGCGCCAACUCGAGGAGAUUGUCAGAGACCUGAACACCCAGAACAGUCGCGACGACCGACUUCUCGCACUGCAGACCGAAAAGGCGCGGCUCCAAGAACGUUGCAAUGCAUUGACUGCCAAGCUCGAAAGAGUUCGCAUGGCAGUUUGCGUGGAUGAUAUUCCAUCAUCAGAACCCACAAAAUUAACCACGCCUUCACCGAUAGAUCUUGUCUGCGAAGGAGUCAACGAUAAUCACACGGAUGUCCACGAUGCGUUUGGCCUGCUAGGAGAUUCUGAGCCGUCAACCCAGGAGGGAGGCUCCCUUGCGUCAUUUCCCGACGAGAGAGGCCAGCGUCUCGACUCCGCAGGAUCAAAACUUUUUCCCUUCCCAACAGGAGAUGCCGGGCAUCCUGACGAAGACCACUGGAUCUCCACAUUGUUCAACCUUGGAGAGGCCCCAAAGCCGGACACUCUAUCUGACAUAAACAACACCAUGCCUGUGUCGAAUAUAGGCAUGGGUACUGAAGGUAAUCCGUUGAAUCGACUGCGCUUGGUAACUUCAGAUAUGCCGGCCGCGUUUUCGGGCGAUGGCGACUUCGGUGCGUCCAAUGAGGCUCCAUUUCCUUUGGUCGAUUCUAGGGAACAUGUCGACUACGGCCGCUUCCACCUAGAACAGCACGAUAUGUCGGAUAUCGUCACCAUACACGACGAAGAGCAAUCAAAUCUCACAUUAACCAAGUCUCCCGGCGAAGCCAUCCCAAGAUCCAUGUCCCUAUCGAAAACUCCCAGAGCCUCCUGUUUCCCACGAUAUGGACCUCCUGCCUGUCAUUCGGAUAAGGUAUUCCUCACUUUCAUCGAGGAAGCCGGAAAAGAACAUCAAGCAUGCCGAUUUGACAUGAGUCGUCCAACCCUGCGAAGGCUGCUGGCGAAUUUGCCGGUUGAUUGUCUUUCUUUCCGCCUGUUUCACUAUGUGUCCGAGAUACCUGCACCGCUGCAGAACUUGUUAGCCGUUUUCUGGGUGCAAUACCUAUUUCUGCGGUGGCAUGUCCUGCAAACCUCGGAGGCUUACGAAGAUGUCCCCAGCUUUCUACGCCCAACUCCACUAGAAUGCAUAGUGCCUCAUCAGUCAUUCAUUGGAAUGUUGGUCUGGCCCAAACUUCGAGAAGCACUGAUUCGGGAUUCCACAAAGGUCGACAUCGAAGCUAUUGGUCUGAGUCUGAUGCAAAAUCUCGACCCCAAUUUUUCUCGGAAUGCUGCGGAAGACACCAGCAUGCCGCCAGGGAGUAUGGAUGUGAUCGAGAUGAUCGAGCGGCAGGCAAAGUCUCUGAAGUUUUGGAAGGUGAAGGCCAGUUUCUUUGAUGAAUAUCCACAGUACGCAGGAUGCUUUUGA